Pogoniulus pusillus (Red-fronted tinkerbird) is the source of this 6077-nucleotide messenger RNA. RefSeq names its product aryl hydrocarbon receptor (gene AHR). Gene Ontology annotation, molecular function: nuclear receptor activity; transcription cis-regulatory region binding; protein dimerization activity. Bases 509 to 3079 code for a protein of 856 amino acids. The record is from RefSeq and is a predicted model, not a curated record. Gene Ontology annotation, cellular component: aryl hydrocarbon receptor complex; nucleus. Gene Ontology annotation, biological process: xenobiotic metabolic process; regulation of transcription by RNA polymerase II; response to xenobiotic stimulus. The transcript has 11 exons. Lineage: Eukaryota; Metazoa; Chordata; Aves; Piciformes; Lybiidae.
GGGACCCGGCCGGGGGAGCGCGGCAGCAGCGGGAGGAGUGGGCGCGGGGCUGGGCCGGGCGGGGCGAUGCUGUGCGGCCCGGCCCGGAGCAUACUGACAGGCGCUCGGCCAGCAGACGGCGGCCGCCGCGCGCCCUCCUGCCGCCGCAGAGGGAGCCGGCCGGGAGACGUAGGGCGAGCAGCACCGGAAAGCCCCGGCCGCCCCCACACCUGUGCCCUCCGGGGGCGGUGCGUGGGUGUAGACUGCGCUGAUCACCUGAGAUCCCCGCCCCGUGUCGCCUCCGCCUCCCGUCCUCGCCCGGCCGGAGAAGGCGCUACUGCCGGUGCGAGCGAGCGCGUUCCCGGGCGGCCGCGGAACACAAGGGCCGAAGCCCGCUGGCGAAGCGCAGCUAGGGGUCUGCGGCGCCGGUGCGGCUCGUCCCCUCCCGACAGCCGAGCCAAGGCGGGCAGGAGGGCGGCGGUCCCCGGCCGGUAGAGGCUGCAGCGCGGGGCGCUGGAGCCGCAGCAGGAUGAAUCCCAAUGUCACCUACGCCAGUCGCAAGCGGCGGAAACCUGUGCAGAAAAUAGUAAAGCCAUCCCCAGCUGAAGGAGUCAAGUCCAAUCCAUCCAAGAGACACAGGGACCGCUUGAAUGCAGAGUUGGACCGCUUGGCUAGCCUGCUGCCUUUCCCUCAAGAUGUUAUCGCCAAGUUGGAUAAGCUGUCAGUGCUUAGGCUUAGCGUCAGUUACCUGAGAGCCAAAAGUUUUUUUGACGUUGCAUUAAAAUCCUCUAACUUAACAAGACCAGAAAGAAAUGGCGUUCAGGAAAACUGUAGAACAGCAAAAGGUGGAGAAGGGAUGCGGAUCCUGGAAGGAGAACUCUUGCUGCAGGCAUUAAAUGGUUUUGUAUUAGUUGUCACUGCUGAUGCUCUGGUUUUUUAUGUCUCUUCUACAAUCCAAGACUACUUGGGCUUCCAACAAUCUGAUAUUAUACACCAGAGUGUGUUUGAAUUGAUACACACAGAAGACAGACCUGAGUUUCAGCGACAGCUACACUGGGCAUUGAACCCUUCCCAGUCUGCAGAUUCUGUACAAGGAGAUAAUGGCUUUUCACAGCCAGCAACCUAUUAUAAUCCAGACCAACUUCCUCCAGAGAAUUCUUCCUUUAUGGAAAGGAAUUUCAUCUGCAGGUUACGGUGCCUGCUGGAUAAUUCAUCUGGGUUCCUGGCUAUGAAUUUUCAAGGACGAUUAAAGUUCCUCCACGGGCAAAACAAGAAAGGGAAGGAUGGUGCUGUACUGUCUCCUCAGCUCGCUCUCUUUGCAGUAGCUACUCCUCUGCAGCCACCAUCUAUCCUUGAGAUACGAACCAAAAACUUCAUCUUCCGAACUAAACACAAACUGGAUUUCACACCUACUGGCUGUGAUGCAAAAGGAAAGAUUGUCCUGGGAUACACUGAAGCAGAGCUGUGUAUGAGAGGAACAGGAUAUCAGUUUAUCCAUGCAGCCGAUAUGCUUUAUUGUGCUGAAAACCACAUCCGCAUGAUGAAGACGGGUGAGAGUGGAAUGACUGUGUUUAGGAUUCUCACCAAAGAGAAUCGAUGGGCCUGGUUACAGGCAAACGCACGUCUCAUCUACAAAAACGGCCGGCCGGACUACAUCAUUGCCACACAGAGACCUCUGACAGAUGAAGAAGGGGCAGAACAUCUACGGAAGCGUAACAUGAAGUUGCCCUUCAUGUUUGCCACUGGUGAGGCUGUGUUGUAUGAGGUAUCUUUCCCUAUGUUGAGCCUCAUGGAAUCCUCUCAGAUGAAGAAUAAAAGCACAACAGGCAAGGGAGCCAAAUCAACGCUACACAACGACUCGGUGGAUCCGAACUCCCUCCUCGGUGCCAUGUUAAGGCAAGAUGAGUCUGUCUAUCUCUGUCCUCCAGCAUCACAUAAACUCUCCUUUGAGCGCAACUUCUUUGCAGACAGCAGGGAUGAACUGGGUGGUGUUGGCAGCAACUGGAUGGAUAAUCUCCUACCUUCUGGAAAUCACAGUGUUCUCAAACGGGAACUGAUGGAGUGUUCCCAGGACAGUACUGUGCCGCUUCCUGAAGACAGCGCAGCGCUCUUCCAAGAUAACAAAACCAGUGAUUUGUACAGCAUCAUGAAAAAUCUGGGUAUUGACUUUGAGGAUCUGAAGUGUAUUCAGCAGGAUGAGGAGUUUUUUAAAACUGAGUUAGCUGGUGUGGACGAUAUUGGGGACAUCGACAUAACGGAUGAAAUCCUGACUUAUGUUCAGGAUUCCUUAAAUAAGUCAGACUUCUUAUAUUCAGGCUGUAAUGAGCAACAGCCCUUGGUUCAGAAUGAAGGUUGCUUAGUACAGCAAGAGUUAGACCCACAUCAGCUUCAUCAGCACCAGAAACAGCUCAUGGAGCAGCAGCAACAGCAGCAGCAGCAGCUCUGUCAAAAGAUGAAACAUAUGCAAGUCAAUGGCAUGUUCACAAAUUGGAGCUCAGACACCAGCAUGCCUCUUGGCUGCUCACAGCAGCCACCCCAGCAAUAUUCAUUCCCUGGCAUGCAUGCCACUCCAUCUGAGUUCUCUUACAAAUCAGAAGUCAACACUUCUCCUUACUCAUGUAGGCAGGAGUUUACACCUUACAGGCAACCUGCAGCGAUGCUGCCACAGCUCUCUAAUUAUGCUCAAAUGGAUUUCCCUGUAGCAGGUUUUGACAGAUCGACCUAUUCUAAUUCUUCCAACCUCGAGGAUUUUCUCAGUUGUUUGCAGCAAGUCCCUGAAAAUCGCGAGUGUGGUAAAAACUCUGAAUCAAUCAUGCUGACUCCUCAGACGUGCUAUGCAGGCGCUGUUUCCAUGUACCAGUGCACGCAAGAAGCACAGCCCAGCUGUGUGGAUCAAAUUCAGUAUGAUCCUAUGAUGGCAAGUCAACAAACAUUGUCCAAUAAGUUCCAAAAUGGUUUCAAUGGAGGAAAUGUAAAUGAAGCAUAUCCCUCUCAGUUAGAUGUGAUCAGUAAUGCACAGACUGCCACACAUCUUCAGCCUCUUCAUCAUCCGACCGAACCUAGAUCCUUCUCAGAUUUGGCAUCUAGUGGAUUUAUGUGAUUCAGAUCUAGAGCUCCAUCUGUGAUGUUGUCUGGGCGUCGGGCUGCUGGGAGGAAAAGCCUGGCAAAUCUAUCUUUGAGCAUUGGACUGUAACAGCUAAAUUACAUUUUGAGACUAGGAGGCUGGUUGCACUAUGUACUGGUGAAUAUGGAAUCCAAGACCUGGCUUUUUAAGAGUGACAGGUGGAGUUAAAACAUCCGACUGAGUAUGCAUGUGCUGUUUUCCGUCAGACUGUGUCAUUGCAGUAUGGAUUACAUGCUAAGUACUAAAGACUACGUCAUGCUACACAACAUAAGAUAAGGCAAAUGGUUUUGUUGUUUAGAACAUAAUUGGGCACUUUACAAAUAGCAUCAAUGGCACAAGGAAGAUGAUUUCACGUGUGGAUUAUUUCCAGACUUUAUUUCUUAAGAACUAUUAAAAAGCUCUGAAUUAAUGAGAAUCUAAAGCACUUAGUUUUAAUGCAUAGUAAGCUCUUUAAUCACUUAUUUUAUAUUUAAAUCUUUUUGGUUUAAGUCUCCAUUUCUAGCACUUUAAUAGAAGGCUUAAUACAAGGGUAUGAUAUGCAACUUCAGGUUUUCUAUGAAACAGACCCCCUGCAUUCCUCCUUUUCUUGUCAACCUUAAGUGCCUCACAAUUUAGCUACCUUGUUUCUGAUGGGAGCUUAUUUUAGCAGAACUCACUAGAAAUAUCAUCCAUAUUGUGUGAACUUUUAUCUAACAUCUACAGUGCUACUGGCUGUAUUUCUUUUUUUCACCCCCUAAAGAUAACUUGUUUAGAGAAUGACUUAAUUCUUUAUCAGUGAAUUUCUUACACUAUUAUCAGGAGUUACCUGAAUUUAGUUCAGCUAAAGAGUUUUGGUUUAUUCUAUACUGCUUUCCUGCUUUCUUCAGGUAAUACAGGGUAUAUUAAAAAAAACCGCAGAUUUUGCUGAGAGGGAGGAGCAGAUCCUCAGGAUUAGUUUUAGGUUAUUAAUGCUGAAAAACAUGUGCCUUAUCUUGUGUUAAAAUGCUCAUAAUGUUCUUUAGAAAUACUACAAGGCUGCUCUAUGCAAAUAUUUUCAUUAAAAUGGAUAUUGAAAUGAAUUGCAUUUUAAAUAAAGGGGAAAGGAUUCUAAAUAGCAGUUGGUAUUGAUACUUACUUGGACUGCAGUUUGCAAUGUUUGUAGAGGGGAAAGGGUUGGUUUUGGUUUAAACUUCAUCCCUAGCAAAUUGCACUGCAAAGUAAAGAGAGGUUGUUCUUCUUCUGUGUGUUGAUCCAUUGGAAAAGCUUUGUGCAAAAUAGGAAAUUGGGAAAAGCAAAACCAAAUGUGAUUAGAGAAAUUCCCAAUGUGAUAGGUUUUCUUUUCAGGAAUAAAAACCCCAAGAAAAACAAAACAAACAACAACGACAGCAAACACAUCCAUGAAAAUAUUCUGGGAUUUUGGUUUGGGCUUGGGUUUUUUUUUGUCUGAGAGGAUUUUUAGAAUUGCAGACACCAACGUUUGGUGCAAAAGAAUAAUCUGUGUGAAAAAUACAGGCAUCCUGUAUAUGUUCCAAAUAUUUCCUACUCUCGUGUGUUGUAUAGUUCAUAUGUAAUAAAAUGUCUUUGUAAAAUAUUUUAAAGCUAUUAAUUUUAAAGUGUUACAUCAUUAUAUGUUGCAAACAGUUCUAGUGCAUUUUGUUCUAUGUAAUGUAAACUGGCAAUUGAGCCAGCUCACUUAAAACAGGCCUAAAUUGGCUCCCUCCAGCUGGUUGUUAAUACUGUUUGAUAAAAAGACAAUCACUUGCAAUUGGAACCUUUUUGAAGCUGAAGAGCAUAUUUUCUUCCACUUUGUGUGAUGAUAUGAUAUGCUAGGCCAAACUACUAAUUCAGUUACAACUUUUCAGAUGAAUGGCUUCAGCAGUUCUUUUAAGUGAAAUUACUAUAUAAGAAAGGGAUAUUGAGAAAGCAAUUACAAUUCAGGAGAAGCCCAUGAAGAUGUGUGGGUUGUGUCACAAGGUUGCAUUUGAUUUUAAAUAAAUAAAAUGAACGUUUCAGGUUUUGUUUUGGGCACAAGGCAUCAUUUACAGAUGUAAUUAAUAUCCUUUGAAUUAAUUUCUGCUUCUGCCAAUCCAUAUUGAAGGUCUUGUUUCAAGCCAAUAUCUGAAACGUCUUCCAUAUCUAGCUAGUGUGUCAUGUUUGCAUUUGAACUUGGAAGCUAGAAAAAGGCUGUAAACCCGGAAGAUUCAAAGGGAUGAUGUAUGUUUUACAUCUUACAAACCAGUAUCUAUCCUGUUUCUGAAUUUAGUUAAACCAAAUACGUGUUGUCCUAUCACUAAGUGCCAAGGAUGCAGUACCACAGCUGUGCUGCCCUACUUACUGUAGAGACGUUAGUUGUUUAUAUGCAUAUCAGCGUAUUUUGUGCAUUACCUUAUGCGUACAACAUUGACUGUAUUAGUGCACUCUUGAUCUGCACCAAACUGUACCUACAGUGCACACGUUUCUGAAUUGGAUCUCUAUUGGCCCUUCAGGUCUGCUAUAAGUAAGAUUAUAACCCAGUGUUAGUCAGUAUUACUGUCCAUUUUUGUAUAAGUUUUCUUAGCUUGUUUUCCUUUCCAGUUCUUAGCUCUCCCUUGCUAUGCCUGCACAUACCAUGCAGUACACCUCUUGGAUUAAGGUAUGGUUUUGUAGAGUUCUUGCUCAUCUCCAGUAAAGUUUGUAAGACAUAUGGUAAUAAAAUAAUCACUUGAAUGUAGCUGAAAUGUAUGUUCUUUUACUGCAAAAGUGUUUGAUUUCAGCAGUAUACAAAGAAAAGGAGUUAUUGUGCAGUUGCUAAUAUCUUUUGAGAGCUCAUCAUUUCAUAGUUUACAGAACUGUUGUUAUUGCCGUCACUGUGGACUUUGCACUUCUCUGAAUAUUAGAUGCAAAUACAAUGUAUAUAAUUUAGUGUUGAACAAAUGUGUAUUUGUCCAUGGAAUUAGUAUUUUAUACAUGCAUGAAAAUGACUUUAUAAAUAAACUUUGUAAAUAGUAAGCCACAA